AUUUAAUGCAAAGUACUAAUAUUUGUUUUCAGAUAAACCGCAGAGCAUCAACAAUCUCUUCAAGAAGGAAAAAAAGUUGAUAGUAGCCCAUUUCAGAUAAACCGCAGAGCACUCAACAAUCUCUUCAAGAAGGAAAAAAAGUGAUAGUAGCCCAACCUAGACCAUCUCCAUCUUCUUCAAAUUUCCCAAAACAGAGCAACCACCAUUGCUUCAUAAGUUUGUUUUACACACCAAAAGAGAGAGGAUGUACAAGUCGAAGCUGCAGGAGCUGUGCCAGCAGAGGAAAUGGCGCUUGCCCAAGUACAACGCCACAAAGCUUGGCCUCGACCACAACCCUCGCUUCUCAGCCUCCGUCACCAUCAACAGCGUCGCCUUCGACACGGUGCAACUCUUCAGCUCCUCCAAGGAAGCCCAAAACGACGCCGCUAGACUUGCCUUCGCUCACUUCUCUGAUCCGCAACCCAGACAUACCAAUCGCAGUCCCAGCCCCUCAUCAUUCCCUCAACCUUCUCUUCCCGCUUCCUCAGCACUUCCUUCAACAACGAGCAUCAAUUUGACUGAUACACAUGACACAAAACAGACAUUGCAACCAGAGAUUCAAGAAACACAUGAAAAUUCUUACGUGCCAGUUGAGUUCAGUGGUAUAGCAUCAGGUGGCAAUUCUCAAGCGAAUGGCAGCACAUUGGGUAUUGAAGAUGGUAAUCGAUUGAGAGCACUUCCUUCAACAGCGGGCACCAAUUUGACUGGUACACAUGGCACAAAACAGACAUUGCAACCAAAGAUUCAAGAAACACAUGAAACUUCUUACGUGCCAGUUCAGUUCGGUGGUAUAGCAUCAGGUGGCAAUUCUCAGGCGAAUGGCAGCACAUUGGGUAUUGAAGAUGGCAAUCGAUUGAGAGCACUUCCUUCAACAGUGGGCACCAAUUUGACUGGUACACAUGACACAAAACAGACGUUGCAACCAAAGAUUCAAGAAACACAUGAAACUUCUUGCGUGCCAGUUGAGUUCAGUGGUAUAGCGUCAGGUGGCAAUUCUCAGGCGAAUGGCAGCACAUUGGGUAUUGAAGAUGGUAAUCGAUUGAGAGCACUUCCUUCAACAGCGAGCACCAAUUUGACUGGUACACGUGACACAAAACAGACAUUGCAACCAAAGAUUCAAGAAACACAUGAAACUUCUUACGUGCCAGUUGAGUUCAGUGGUAUAGCAUCAGGUGGCAAUUCUCAGGCGAAUGGCAGCACAUUGGGUAUUGAAGAUGGUAAUCAAUUGAGAGCACUUCCUUCAACAGUGGGCCCCAUUUUGACUGGUACACAUGACACAAAACAGACAUUGCAACCAAAGAUUCAAGAAACACAUGAAACUUCUUACGUGCCAGUUCAGUUCAGUGGUAUAGCAUCAGGUGGCAAUUCUCAGGCGAAUGGCAGCACAUUGGAUAUUGAAGAUGGUAAUCGAUUGAGAGAUAUACAGCAUUUGUACAAGAACCAACUGCAGACUUAUGCACAUAAGAGAAAUCUUCUUCUACCUGUGUACAGUUGUGAGCGGGAGGGUCCGCCUCAUGCCAAUCGUUACAAGUGUAGGGUAACAAUUGAUGAACAUACCUAUGAGGGUCAAGAGUUUCUUCCUACAAUGAAGGAAGCUGAACAUGCAGUUGCAAAAGUUGCUUUGAUGUCCCUGUUGCCAAAUGGAAUACAAGAGGAUUAUAUCGGUUUAUACAAAAACGUUUUACAAGAAUUAAUCCAGAAAGAAGGUUUUUCUAUGCCAGUCUAUAGCACAAAGAAUUCUGGCGAAGUUCAUGUGCCAAUUUUUGUUUCAACUGUGGAGAUAGAAGGAGAAACUUUUACAGGUUCAGAAGCAAGAAGCAAGAAGCAGGCAGAGAUGAGUGCGGCAAAGGUUGCUUACCAUACCUUGAGAGAGCGUAAGAGUAAGUCAAGUAAGAUCCCUUUGGUCCGGCCCCCUGCUCAGAAGGGGCUAGAAAUGCCAGAGAUCUUAUCUUCAAGCUUUCAGUCAAACCUAGCUACUGAUUUACAAAAAGGCAGGCCUAACACCCCCAUGAUCGUAAGUCUGAGUGCGAUUACUAGGGAACAGACGAUGGAGAAUAGUGUAACUGCAGAAGGGAACAGUCAUCAUCCUGCCACAGUAUCUUCACGACCUGAUGCUCUUACGACAAGCAGUGGAUUCUCGUCUUCUGACAUUCUUUAUGGCCGUGCACAGGAGUCAAACAGUUCUAGCCUCUCUGAGUCCCAAAAUGGCUCUUCUUCAACUUUGCCUUCUGAUACCUCCACUAACUUAGCUAUGGACUCUACUCUUGAGCCUCCAGCUAAAAGGAGCAUGUAUAACAAGGUUUCUGUUUAUCCAUACAAGUCAGAUAUGAAAUUUCCUGAGGGAAACACUGUGCUGCCCACGAGUGAUGAAAAGUGGGUUGCUUUGUCGCACACCUGAAGGAACGGAUAUAUAGGCUUUCUCAGUUCCUAGUUUAACGGGUGAUGCCUAUAGUUUUACUAAGCAAAUUGCUUAUAAUGUUGUUGCUUUGCUCACAUUCAUGAACUCUGCUGCGAGUGGUUUGUUAAUAUACUAUAGCCGUUGCCUUUCUGAGUUCUAUAGUGAUGGUGGUGCUUUGCUUGAAAUUCUUCUGAGUGGAGAUUUUGCAUUCAUUAUACAGUGCUGAAGAAACCAUUAAAAUUUUGUUUCGUUUUAUACCCGGAACUGGAACUGAGGCAUGUUCCUGGUUAGGUAAGUAGAAUGGGUCUCCAAGACGUUGUGCCUCUAUUUUGUAAUGGUUGAAUGUGC
Prunus persica (peach) is the source of this 2785-nucleotide messenger RNA. Its product is annotated as double-stranded RNA-binding protein 1. The transcript is spliced from 10 exons. The coding region runs from base 245 to 2437 and encodes 730 amino acids. NCBI's taxonomy places the organism in Eukaryota, Viridiplantae, Streptophyta, Magnoliopsida, Rosales, Rosaceae. The record is from RefSeq and is a predicted model, not a curated record.